This is a messenger RNA of Triticum aestivum (bread wheat), 1538 nucleotides long. RefSeq names its product serine/threonine-protein phosphatase PP2A-4 catalytic subunit. The coding region runs from base 183 to 1148 and encodes 321 amino acids. Lineage: Eukaryota; Viridiplantae; Streptophyta; Magnoliopsida; Poales; Poaceae. Gene Ontology annotation, molecular function: protein serine/threonine phosphatase activity. The record is from RefSeq and is a predicted model, not a curated record. The transcript is spliced from 10 exons.
UCCCGUCCGCGUCCAGUUCCUUCCCCCGCUCCCCCCCAGUCUCUCACUCCCCACUCUCCUGUUCCGCGGCCCCGACCCAGCGCUCCCCUCCCCCUCUCGCCCCGCCUUGCCGCCGGCGACGAGCUCCAGCUCAGGUUGCCCUUUCCCACGGCCGGCGGAGGAGGACGCGGGCGGCAGAGGACAUGGAGCCCAUGAGCGUGGACAGCAGCGGCUGCGGCGGCCUGGACGCGCAGAUCGAGCAGCUCUUGCAGUGCCGCCCGCUCGCCGAGCAAGAGGUUAAAGCACUAUGCGAGAAGGCUAAGGAGAUAUUGAUGGAGGAAAGCAAUGUUCAGCCAGUGAAAAGCCCAGUGACAAUCUGUGGUGAUAUUCACGGACAAUUCCAUGAUUUUGUUGAGCUUUUCCGGAUUGGCGGGAAGUGUCCUGAUACUAAUUAUUUGUUUAUGGGGGAUUAUGUGGAUCGUGGAUACUACUCUGUUGAGACUGUUUCGCUCUUGGUAGCACUGAAGGUUCGCCACCCACAUCGGAUUACAAUCCUCCGCGGAAACCAUGAGAGUCGGCAGAUCACACAAGUAUAUGGAUUCUACGAUGAAUGCCUACGAAAGUACGGCAAUGCAAAUGUAUGGAAGAUAUUCACAGAUCUUUUUGAUUAUUUCCCAUUAACAGCCCUGGUGGAAUCUGAAAUUUUCUGCCUGCAUGGUGGUUUAUCUCCAUCGAUUGAGAAUCUUGAUAGUGUGCGUAGCUUGGAUCGUGUCCAAGAGGUUCCACAUGAGGGUCCUAUGUGUGAUCUUUUAUGGUCUGAUCCGGACGAUCGAUGUGGUUGGGGCAUUUCUCCUCGUGGUGCAGGCUACACUUUUGGGCAGGACAUAUCUGAGCAGUUCAAUCACACCAACAAUCUCAAACUUGUAGCCCGGGCUCAUCAGUUAGUCAUGGAGGGAUAUAACUGGGCUCAUGAACAAAAAGUUGUUACCAUAUUCAGUGCUCCAAACUAUUGUUACCGAUGUGGCAACAUGGCGUCCAUUUUGGAAGUUGAUGACUGCAAUGCUCACACCUUUAUCCAGGUGAUCACGAGUUCACUUCUUCAUUUUUACAUGAUACAUUCUCUUUGCUAUUUGGCCCAUGGCUGUGGCAUACUGGCAUCAUCCGGAUAGGCACGAAAUGCAGAUCAGUCAUAUAUGCACUGUAAAGUUACCGAAACUUUAUAUAGAAGUGUUAAUGCUGUACUUCCAUGACACUUUCUCUUUGCUAUUUGGCCCAUGGCUGUGACAUACUGCCAUCAUCCAGAUAGGCACAAAAUGCAGAUCAGUCUUAUAUGCACUGUAAAGCUACUGAAACUUCAAAUAGAAAUGUUAAUACUGUACUUAAAUCGUGUUUUAGAAGACAUUAUAUUGAAAUAGGUUCCUCAUUUUGUGCCCUCUGAUAUUUUUUUUGUCACGUGAUGCUUAUCAAGCUGGUUCCCCCCUUAUUGUUGCAGUUUGAGCCAGCCCCUCGGAGAGGUGAGCCAGACGUGACAAGGAGAACGCCUGAUUAUUUCCUUUGAG